UUCUCAUCCAGAAGACACAUGGACGAUCGGACCACUUGGGGGCCGGAAUUCCAACUGCAGUGUGGGAGGAGGAGCGGAAGUGCAGGAAGUCGUUUCACAGCUUGGAUGUGUGUGUGUAUGUGUGUGUGUGUGUGUGUGUGUGAGAGAGAUAGAGUGUGUGGUUGUGUGUGCGUGUAGCUACAGUUGUUCGAUAGUGAGAGAAGAACACGGCGAAGCUAACCAAGUCGGGAUUGUUUUUGCGAGCGGUGAAACCAGAGACGAUCGCGGAAGGAAGAAGCUUAUUCCACUUUUUGAGUUUCAUGGACUGUUAAUUCUUCUCAUGUAUUUCUUAAUGCAACUCUAACUAAGCGGUCUAGCCGGUCCCGAAGCGAGCAGUAUGCAUUCAGACUGCAGACUGCUAUGGACAGAGCGGUAAUGGUGGGCAGGGGACCGAACAUAGGGGCCCGGGUUCUCGUCCUGUCGAUCCUCAUCGUCCUCACCCCGAGAGGCAGUCGCACACAGAAAGGAGAUGGCUGUGGCCCUAGUGUCCUGGGCCCCAGCAGCGGGACCCUGUCGUCUCUGGGCUACCCCUUGACCUACCCCAACAACACGGUGUGCGAGUGGGAGAUCAGCGUACCCCGGGGCCACAGGGUCCACUUCCGCGUCGCCGAGCUGGACAUAGGGGAGACCAACUGCCAAGUGAACUACCUCCGCCUGUAUAACGGCGUCGGACCCGGGCGCAGCGAGAUAGUGAAGUACUGCGGCCUGGGCCUGGGGUUGAAACGGCAGAACGUCUCCACGGGGAACAAGGUCACGGUCCAGUUCAUGAGUGGGAACCACCUGGCCAGGAGGGGGUUCUACCUGUCCUACUCCACCACAGAACACACAGAUCUGAUCACCUGCCUGGACAAAGGAACAGAUUUCACUGAGGCAGAGUACAGCAAAUACUGUCCAGCUGGCUGUUUGAACUCUUUCGAGGAGGUUUCUGGGACUAUACCAAAUGGCUACAGAGAAUCGUCCCCGUUGUGCGCGGCGGCCGUGCACGCCGGCGUGGUGUCCAAUGUGGCGGGCGGCAGGAUCAGCGUGGUCAGCAGCAAGGGCAUCCCCCACUACGAGGGCACGCUGGCCAACAAUGUCACCUCCACCGGGGGGUACUUGUCCAACAGCCUGUUCACCUUCAAAACCAGCGGUUGCUACGGCACUCUGGGGCUGGAGUCUGGGGGCGUGAACGACCUCCAGCUGUCGGCCUCCUCCUCGUGGAAUUGGCAGGGCGCGUGGAACGCGUCUGGCGCCCGCCUCAAGACCUCGGGACUCCCCUGGGCCCCGGCCGAGCUCGACCAGGCGCAGUGGCUGCAGGUGGACCUGAAGAGGCCCACGAGGAUCACAGGAAUCACCACCACGGGGUCCACGCUGAGGGGGCACAUCUGGUACGUGUCGGCGUACCGCGUGCUCUACAGCCUCGACGGGCAGAAGUGGCUCGCCCACCGGGAAGGCGACUCCACCCAAGACAAGAUUUUCCAAGGCAACACCAACAACAUGCACGAAGUGAGGAAUAAUUUCAUCCCCCCGAUCGAGGCGCGGUACGUGAGGAUAAACCCCACCCAGUGGUACCACAGGAUCAACCUCAAGCUGGAGCUGCUGGGCUGCUUGCUUCCCAUGGUGAGCCCGAGGAGUCGUGAUACCCGUCCUGUUAAACCUUCUCAUCGCCCCCCCGUGGUCACCAACACACCGCCCCAGUACAGUCACAUCACCCACACCCCCGACAUCCGGAACACCACCAUGCCGCCGCACACCAGCAAAGACGUGGCGCUGAUUGCUGUGCUGGUGCCAGUGUUGGUCAUGGCCUUGACGGCACUGAUCCUGACCGUGGUUUGUGCGUGGCACUGGAAAAACAGGAAGGGGAGCACGGAGGAAACAUAUGACCUUCCUCAUUGGGAUCGCACAGACUGGUGGAAGAGCAUGAAACAGCUGCUGCCAUCCAAGAUGGCGGAGAGGGAUGACUCGGUGCGCUACAGCAGCGACCUGAGCCGGCUGCGAGGGAGGGUCAUCGCCCCGAGGCUCCACGCCGAACCUGCAGAGUACGCCCAGCCGCUGGUGACGGGCGCGGUGACCUCGCUGGGCGCCCGCUCCACCUUCAAGCCCGAGGAGACGCCCACCAGCCCGGGCUACGGCGGCCCCGAGCUGUACGACGCGCCCAUCCCGCCGGACGUGUACCACGCCUACGCCGAGCCCCUCCCGGCCUCGGGCUCGGAGUACGCCACGCCCAUCGUGAUCGACAAGGCCUGCCAUAUCGCCGCCAGCGCCGCCGCCGCUAACCACCAGGCGGCGGCCGCCGCCGUGUCCAGCUUCAUGGGCGGGGGCGGGGGCGGCCCCCACCUGAUGCUCACCAAGAUGGACAGCGGCAAACACGGCGGCAAGCACGGCGGAAAGCACGGUGGCCGCUCGGCGUAUGACACGCCCAAGAGCGCCAACGGACAGGCCACGCCCGCCGAGGAGCUGACCUAUCAGGUGCCGCAGAACGGCAGCCACAAAACCAUGGGGAAGUGCUGAGAUGGCGCUCUCGGCGUUUCAGAUAGCCCUUCCAAUAGGCCCCGCCCCCCAGAGCCCACGCUGUUGGACGAGGUGGCGGGGGGGGCUGGUUGAACUGUAAAAGUGACGUGCACAUUUGAUGAGCCCUUGACCAAAAAGAUUCUUGUUUGGGGAUGGGGCGUGUGUGUGUGUGUGUGUGUGUGUGUGUGUGUGUGUGUGUGUGUGUGUGUGUGUGUGUGUGUGUGUGUGUGUGUGUGUGUGUGUGUGUGUGUGUGUGUGUGUGUGUGUGUGUGUGUGUGUGUGUGUGUGUGUGUGUGUGUUUCUACCUGUCUUUACAUGGCCGCAGUGUGCUCGCCUUGUGCCAUAACAGUCCGAUCACUGAAACCUCAAAGAUGAAUGUGUUUGUCUCAGACGUGAGAGGGGCGUACACAGGGGUGCCGGGACGAGCUGACUACUAAUGAACGAGCGAGACUUGGUCCCCCUUUCUGUGAUUUAGUACACGUUUUCUUUCUCGUGUUUUGUUAAACUGUGAUAUCUGCAAUCGUUUUUUUUUUUCUUUUUAUCAGGUACUGAGCUUGGUCUUUCUGACAGUCAUUAUGAAUUACAUAUUCAUUACAUCAAUUCAAGGGAUUUCUUUACUCUCCUAACAGAACCUUUGUAUCAAAGGGGGGAUCCCUCUGUGUAGGUUAUCUCAGACCUACGAACAUCUGAAAAAAGAAAUAUGAACGGUACUUUAUUUUUCGAGGCGUCGUCUCUCUUUAAGAACGCCCUAACCUUGCAUCAGUUUGUGAAAUUCACAUUUUCUGCAAAUCUAACAUUUUUGAAUGAUUAUUUAUUAUUCUUUCAUCAUCCUGCUGAUGAGAAAAUCAUUUUAUCUUCUUUUUUCCAAAAAACAAAUCGACCCAACCACUAUGACCCAACCGCUGACUCCAAAUCAGACCUAUUGUUUGCACUGUUGCUGAAGCUUCAAUGUUCAUUGAUAUGUACUGCCAGAACCUCAGAUGUAGGCUCUGUGUGGACUUGGAGAAGAGGGAACCAAACGGUCAAUCUUGAGGAGCUGCCCCAGAAGAGGAAAUGCUUCUUCUGUUUAAGACCAAAUGUUGACUUUGUUUUAUAAUAGUUUAUUUCCCCCCCCCCCCCCAAGCAUAAAAAGUCUUAUUAGUGCGGUUUAGAACAGUUUAUAUAGAUAAAAAAUAAAUAAAUGAACACUAUUGUGUGAUCAGCUAGCUGGUCGGGUACCAAAACCAAGUCAAAGGGGAGACCAAAAGAUGCAUUGGCUGAUACUUUUCGUUUAGAUGAUUAUAUUGUUCCUAUCGAUCGCCUUGGGUGCGUCCGAGCAUGACGUGACGUAUAUCUAUAUAAUGAGAUGACUGUAUCCGUGUGAAUCAAAAUGUGUCUCUGUAUCUGAAUGUGGGUCCCUCGAUGUUGUUUUUAGACGGAAUGCGGCUUGCAGUUAUAGAAUAGGACUAUUCAUUGUCUUAACAAGGUAUCCACUAGUGCCAGCAGUCCUCUUCUUCAAAGCCCCUCGUACCCGGGGAUUCUGGGAGAUGGAGUUUGUAAGGGCAAAGGAGGAGGCUGGUGUUCUACGUUUAGAGACAGAAAUGCGCUGUCGUAUAGGAGUUUUGUAUUUCACGGCUAGAGCUCCCUAUCCGUUUUGCUUUAGUUAGUUCUAGAUGCCGGGCGUUCAUGCCGUAUGGAGCUCACUGUAAUGGGUUGGUUGUUUCUGUGAUUCUCACUCAUUGUACAUAGAGAAAUAAAGAGUUUCUAAAAGUG
Gadus chalcogrammus (walleye pollock) is the source of this 4281-nucleotide messenger RNA. It is a transcript of the gene dcbld2, whose product is annotated as discoidin, CUB and LCCL domain containing 2. The transcript is spliced from 15 exons. Bases 400 to 2529 code for a protein of 709 amino acids. The record is from RefSeq and is a predicted model, not a curated record. Lineage: Eukaryota; Metazoa; Chordata; Actinopteri; Gadiformes; Gadidae.